GACGUCUACCGGUCUCGCACAGUCGCUUGGUCGGUGAGGAAGGGAUUAGAAGUGGAGUGGAUCGCUGAGAUUUAGUUUUCAAAAUGAAUGUUUUAAGAACGUGGAAACAGUUGUCCAGACUUGGACAGACAACGGUAAGCUUCUUUAUAGUCUCAACUCGCUGUUGUCUAAUUAUAUUCCGCAGAUCUGUUCUAAAAAAUGAGUACUUUGCGAAUCAACAUGCGUGUACUGCAUGUGAUAACAAGAGACGCCGUUAGCAGUUUCCAUUAUCGUUGUUACCAAUAUCUGUAUUUUUUUACUUUGUUUUGCAAUUAUUAUGUAGCAAACUCUUCCACAAGGGCUGAUAGGCAGUUUGGUACGACUCCAGUCGACGCAAGCUCAAACUUUGGUACGUCCCAUUUAAUAUCCUGAUGUUGACUUCCUUAUAAUUAAAUUGGAAACUUUCGCUUUGUUCUUCUCUGGCAAUUCGUAACUUGAAAAAUAUCCGUUAAUUUUCUUUUCCAGAGCUUGAAAGAAACAAUGUAUCGCAUAGUCCCGGAGAAACAGAAGGAAGUUGCGGAAUUCCGGAAAACUUACGGCGAUAAAUCUUUGGGGGAGUACACAGUUGACCAGGUACUUUUCACACUCCAUGUCACGAUUUAAAGAAAUUGCGUCACAUUUUCUGUUAGAUUUUUGUCACGUUAGGGUAUAAAGGCCUAUUUUUACUAUCAUUUAAACUGUCUUAUCCAAAGUCAUCUUAUAAGAUCUCUGCUUCCCCGUUUGUUUUCCUUCGUUUGGUGUUAGAUUUUAAUACAAAAAUUAUAAAUUAAAAGGUUCGUCGGUUAAUUUUUACCUUCCAGUUCAAUGCCUAGAUCUAUAGUUGAACCAGAGUACUGAAAGGGCAAUCUGAUUGUGGUUUAUUGUAUAAUUUAGUGCUAAUGGUCAUACUUUUAAAGUGAAUCGAAAGUUUUUUUACUGUUAUUUUGGUGUAGUAUUACUGUAGCUCGAAUUAUCAUGAUAUUUGAUCAUUAAUAUUGAAUAUUAGUCAGUAUUGUUUUGAUAAAUUGUUCUUUCAACUGGAGAUUGAUUUACCGGUGAUGUAGUAACUAAACUUGCACAAUUUUGCUUGUCCAUCUCAAAUUCUAUUAUCUUUUUUGGUAAAAUUUCCGCACAGCCCCAUGCUAUUGUAAAACAAAUCUGUUUUCCCAAUGGCAAUGUAUUGUUAUAGUCAUUGUUUUCUCUAAUCAAGAACUGAAUGCAUAAUGAAGUAUGGGGCUGUGCGGAAAUUUUACCUCUUUUUUGAUCCUUAAAAUCUGAUCAUUACAACAGUUGCUCACAUGUUAAGCAAAACAUCAGGGAAGGAUUUUGGGCAAGCUGUGGUUGUGGUUUCUGGUGCUGUUAAAUGUGACAUUAUAUUGUUCAAUCAGAAACAUUCAACUUAACACAACUAUUUAAGCAUUUAUAUUGUACCACUUCUACUAAUACUUAACACUUUCACUCCCAGGAUUAAAAUAGUAAUUCUCCUGACUGUUUUCUAUACAAUUCUUAUGAUGUUGGCUUGGAGAAUUUUGUAUUUGAUCAACUGAUAAUCUUCAAAUUGAUGUUUUUCUUUAUUCUCAUUACUUGUCUGUUUGAUUUUGUAUUGAUACUGAAUGGAGAAAUUCUGCCAUGGUCACUCAAUUGGGAGUUCAGGGUUAAACCUAGUAAAUUGUAAUUUUUAUGAUAUAACAAUAAAAUCUUAUGCCAUUGAUAGAAAUUAUAUGUUUUAUGAUGCAUACUACUUUAAUUAGCAGUAAGUUGGGUUAGAUUGACAUUGAUAAGGGUGCCCUGAAUUGUUUUUUAUAGGUUUAUGGUGGUAUGCGAGGUAUCAAAGGUUUGGUUACAGAGACCUCACACUUAGAUGCAAAUGAGGUAUUGAAAGAAAAAUCUAUAAUAGUAAUAGAACCAAGUGGAGUCCAAUUCUGUCUUUAAUCAUACCAAUGAUUGACAAAAUUAGACAAUCGCAAAGUGGGAGUCUGAUUUGUUCACACAAGUAUGAUUAUGGACAGAAUUGGAAGACAUGCAGUCCUGUUACCAAUUAAUCAAAAGUAUUACAAAAUUUGAAAAAGAAACUAGACACCAUUUGCUCUAAAAAAAAAAAAAUUAUAGUUAACUUGGCAAAAUGCAAGACAACAAUGCAUGUACACGACUCAUUCUGCUUAGGGUUAGGGUUUAGUCAAAAGUAUUACAAAAUUUGAAAAAGAAACUAGACACCGUUUGCUCUAAAAAAAAAAAAUAGUUAAUGUGGCAAAAUGCAAGACAACAGUGCAUGUACAUGACUCAUUCUGUCCACUCACGUAGGUAUGACAUGUUAACUGUCCUAUUACACUGUCCAAUUACAAGCAUGAUGCAUACACUGUCCUAUUUGUUUUCAAAUUGGGCUGGUGAUAACCAAUCACUUCAAGAAUUUUGUUAUAGUUUUGGUUAAAUCCAGAAUAAAACAAUGUUCUGUGACUAUUACCCAACAGUCAGUAAUUUCACUAAUCAUUUUUUCAACAUUCCAGUAACACAGUUCAGUACGGUGUGCUAUUUACAACACAUUAUCUACUUACAAUAUAUAUAUUACAAUGAUCAAAAUAUACCGUGCAAAUCUCAGAAUACACUAUUCCAAUAUAGUAUUAACCUACAACAGACUAAUUUUGUUGGUCUUGAGUUGGUUUUGUGAGCCAUUACUAUGGAUGCACAAGAAAAUGAGUAAACUGACUCAACGUUUGUCUUUUAAGUCUGAAGAGAACACCAACACUCUCAACAUUCAUAUGAAUAACUUAUCAUUAUCUAAUAACUGCAAUGUAUGGGUAAGGUCCGAGAUACAGCUUGUGUGGAGUACUUUGGACAACUCAUUGAAAUCCGAAUUUUGUGAACCUCUUAGGAAAAGGAAAUUGGCUUGUCUUGGAAGGUUUGAAAAAUUGGGUCUAAAACCAUCAAUAAUAGAGUAUGUUAGUCUAAAUUCUGUUUAAGUUAGCAAGAGUUUCAAGAAACUGAGAGCAUUAGAAAGCAGGAUAUUAACUUGAUAUUAAGUUUCUAAUGCUAAAAGCUCCAUUUUGAGCAAUGUCUGAUUUCCUUACCAUACAAUAAUUGCAUGUCAGAUUAAAGUAGUCCAGCACAUUUUUAAGGGUAUGUAAUUUUUCCUUCAAUUUCUUUUAGGGGAUUAGGUUCCGAGGCUAUACAAUUCCAGAAUGCCAAAAGGUAUGUUCUAUCAUUUAAUGCAUAUUUGUAUGUGGAAGCUAUUUAUUGUUUGCAGUUGUAAAGGUGACUGUUCUUGUUUUUCUCAAAAGAAGAGUUAAAAAUAGUUAGUUAAUUUUUCCCAUCAUUAUAAUUUAUAAGUAUUCACCAAAGUGGAGGUGAACAGUUGUGGGUAUUUGCAGCAAGUUAAAUAUCCUCCAACUUCACCGACACUGAGAUGAAUGACUACUAUAGUAUAUGCCACACAGACUCCAAAAAACUAGUUUAUUUCUCUUGGUAUACCAAAAAAUUAGACAUAAAUUUAACUCUUGAUUUGUGGUUUUGUCUCUUCAGCUGCUCAGAGGUGAACAGUACUUGCUAUUCACUUUUGAGCUGGCUAAUCAACACACAUGAAAAACUGCUAGUAUCAGAUAUUAAAGAAAUGUUACAGAAAAGUAGUACUGAAUGUGUUCCAUCUGAUAACAGAUCUUCUUUUGACUUUCUCUGAAGCUUUUGCCCAAGGCAGAUGGCGGUGAGGAACCUUUGCCAGAAGGAAUAUUUUGGUUACUUAUGACAGGAGAAAUACCAACAAAACAGCAGGUGCGUUUGAUGAAUUUUUAUUGGUUAUUGGAUUGCAACUUUUCUAAAGGAAACACUGUAGUCCUGUGGCAUGGGCACUGGUCUCAGGAUGAAGGAGGCCCAGGUUCCUGUGUUGUAUUUUUGGGGAAGACUCCUAACUUCUACAGUACAUCUAUUUACUCAAGAGCAUAAAGUUGAAUCUUGCCCUGUAGACACCUCACUAUUACAGACACCUUGCCAUUACAGAGAAGAGCCAGCCUCCCUGGCAAAAUGCUUAAAGAAAUGACUGAAAUAAACUCCCGUUUUUAUGGACACUUUGCUAUUUUGGAAAUGUGUGCCCCCCCCUCCAGCACAACCUUCAAUUGUUUUUUUCCUCUUGCUUUAGUGGACACUUAAUCCUGAUUCACAUAAUGUAAAGUGACAUUACCAUAAGGGAAAAUAAAGACUCCAUUUUUCAGUUAGGUGCAAACAUGUCAAUUUCCUUCUUGUGGUCGCAUCUUUUUCUGGUUCAUGAGGGGUUCAUCAAGGGGUUACAAUGUAACCCCUAGAUCACAGGUCAAGAGAAGGAAGCAAAUGAUUCCCAACUGAAGAAAGCUCAUGAUUGUUAAAUAAAUAUAAAUUCUCCUUUUCUGCACCCUAGGAAAUGUAUAGAGAACAGGAUGUAGAAUAUUCACACUGAUUAAAGAGUGUUAAAGACUAAAGAAGUGUCACUGAAUUGUGUUUCGAAGGGUCAUACUACAGAUGAUCUAAUGUUGGGUUUUCAUUUUUUCAGUCUCCAUUAUUAAUUGUGCACAAACACAUCCAUAAACUCAAAACCCAUAACUUAAUAACAUAACAUACAAGUAUCUCUAUUUUUCUAUCUUAUAUAUUCUUGAAGGGGUAAAAAAAGACUCUUCAUUAAAUACUGGGCUGACAACACAAAGAAAAUGGCUACAUGGUAAUACAGAAAUCCUCAAAAUGCAGCUUUCUAUCCAAACACUGCCACUAACAUAUGGAAUAAUCCAUUUGCAAGCUGGCUUAUAAAUGUCAAAUAUCACCAUGAUAACUAUUUUUCCAUUUAGAAACACUUUCUUGACAGAUGGACAAUGCUUACUGGAUAAAUCAACUAUCCUCUAGAGAGUGUUGUAACUUCUGUCAACGCCAUUCUCUAGAUCGUGAUUUAUUCAUUUAAAAGCAUUAUAUACUUGGCCCAGGUAAAUUUACAAUGUGAGGGAAAUGGUUUUGAGGUUUUUUUCAUUCAUUUGUAACCAAAAUAGGUUGACAACUUGUCCAAAGAAUGGGCUGCCAAUGCUGACUUGCCGCCACAUGUUGUGCAGAUGUUGAACAACUUUCCUGAGACUCUGCAUCCAAUGAGCCAGUUUAGUGCAGCAAUCACAGCCAUGAACAGCGAGAGUAAAUUCACCAAGGCAUACGCAGGUGGAGCUCCUAAAGCAAAAUACUGGGAGGUAAAGCCUGAUGAAGAUUACUACUAGUACAUAUCUUAAAUUCAGGAGUUUCAAUUGUAGCAGGUAUUGAAGGGGGGGGGAGAUCUACCUGCUUGUGAAGACCUGACUACCUGCUUGUAGCCUUCACAUCAAUAUCACUGUACUCUCAACAAACAUAUAGCUAUCUUCGAAUUAAAUGACUUUUAGGAACAAAGAAGUAACAUGAGUCUGAAAAGACCUCAAAAUACAGAAGAAGAGCUUCAAAAUUUCCAAGGGAGCCCAAACUUGCCAAGGAACAGGAAGCCUUUAAGGCCCUCAAAACUACAUGACUGCCAUUGUAAACUCCCUAUUUUUGCUAUAUUUCAAGGAAAGCACUAUUAGGAGAUUGUCAGUAGAGAAUACACACAGUCUGACAUAUAAUUUUAUUUUGAAGUAACUUCUACUUUGAAAUGUAGUUUUUCUUUCACCUGUAACCAGUGGUUUCUAGAACAGAUUAGAAAAAACAAAUACUCUGAGGCUAAAGAUCAAUAGCACAAGAAAUUUUGUCUUAUUUGGACCCAACACAUUGACCAGCUCCCAGUUGGCUCAUUAGCUCAGUUGGUAGAGUGUUACACUGGUAUCGCAGAGGUCAUGGGUUCAAAUCCCGUAAGGGCCUGAAUUUUUUUUUCAGGUCCUAUUUUUCAAUUACUAGUUCUGUAGUGUUCUUAGCUGCAUGAUCUCUUAAUUUCAUUUCUUCACCACAGAGCAAAUAUAUGAAUUUCAUGUAUCUAAAAUCAGCACAAGAAAUGGUAAUGGAAAGCAAAGCAGAAUAGCAAAAAAAAGUGAACAAACAUUAUUAUUAUUAUUAAAAUCUAGGCUUUAUUUGUCACCAUCCAAAAAUAUUGACAUUUCUUAAAGUUCCUUACUCCCAAACCUGUGAACAUUUGAUUCUCUCUCCGCAGUUUACUUUUGAUGACGCCAUGGAUGUGACAGCCAAGAUCACAACAGUGGCAGCAUACAUAUACAGAAAUGUGUUCAAGGAUGGAAAAGUUACACCUGUGGAUCCAGGCAAAGAUUGGGCUGAUAACUUAUCUAGCAUGCUUGGUUUUGAGGAUCCUAUGUUUCACGAGAUGAUGCGACUGUACCUUGUUCUGCAUGCCGAUCAUGAAGGAGGAAAUGUCAGUGCUCAUACCACCCACCUUGUUGGCAGUGCUCUAUCAGAUCCCUAUCUGUGCCUUGCUGCUGGUAUGAAUGGUCUGGCGGGACCUCUUCAUGGCUUGGCUAAUCAGGUCAGUACCUGUGUUUUCAAAUGAGCUCACAGCCACUGGCUGUUCACAUAUUUUUUCAGCCUACUUUUAUGGGGAAAAUAGCCCAUUGUUGAAAACAGCACCAUGUGACAAACAUUUAUUGACAAAAAAAUGAGCUUUGUAUCUGCCAAAAUUUAUAAAAUGACAUGUAAAAAUAGAACAAACUUGCCUGAAUUCAACAAAAUUUCAGGAGUGAUUUGUUGGGAUUUGUUCUUUGAAUCUUUUUUUCAUUUUUGUAAAAAUGAGCCUAAUACUGGUAUCUACUGAAGAUAAUUCUUGUUUCAGAGUACAUGAGAUGUGUUUUAGGUGGAAAGAAAUACUCCUAACCCUUUCACUCCCAGAUCACAUUCGUAAUUCUCCUGUUUUCCACACAAUUCUUAUAGUGUCAGUUCAGAGAAUUUAGUAUUGGAUCAACUAAGUAUCCCCAAAUUGAUAUUUUUCUUCACUCUCAUCACUUGUUCGGUUGAUACUGUAUUGAUAUUGUGAGGAGAAAUGCUGUCUUGGUCACUCAUGGGAAUUAAAUUGUCAAGGGGCAUGCAUAACUUGUCACUCCAAAGGAACACUGUAAGCAAUCUUUUGAAUUCAAGAUGCAUUGGCAGGGAAAAUUUCAACCAUGUAGUGUGCUAAUAAAUAACUGUUGAAUAUACAUUCAAUUGAAUUUUGUUGGAAAUUAAGUCAUACUGAUUUUAAAGUGUGCUUUUUUCACCUCUGCCUAUGAAUUUGAUUGAUGGUUGACAAUAGAUAAUUAAAAUAUUACAUACAAAUUUCAUUAUAUUACACUUUUUUGUUAUUCAGGAAGUCUUAAUCUGGACCACAAACAUGCUAAAAGAUGUGGGAGACAACCCAUCUACAGAGAAAGUUAGGGAAUAUGUCUGGAACACUCUGUCUGGUGGGGUAAGUACCAUGCAGGGAUUUCUGCCACUUUACUUUUUGGUUGAUGGGCACUGGUUGUUUACCCUUUUAAUCAUGAGUAAAAAAAAACAAUCAAAAUGGGUGUUUAAUUCAGCUUAUUGAUACUGCAUACAAAUUGCAUGUAGCAACCUUGUUCUUUUUUCCUUUUUUUUCUUAAUAACAGCAAGUUGUGCCUGGUUUUGGACAUGCAGUUCUGAGAAAGACAGACCCCCGCUACACAGCCCAGAGAGAAUUUAGCUUAAAGCAUUUGCCAGAUGAUCCCCUGUUCAAACUUUGUGGUCAGCUGUAUGAAAUUGUUCCAAAUGUUUUGCUGGAGCAAGGAAAAGCAAAGAACCCUUGGCCUAAUGUUGAUGCUCAUAGUGGAGUUCUUCUUCAGGUAAUUGAAAUGUAUAGGAAUCUGGGGCAGGGGCCUUGGAGUAAAGGAAUUGGAAGGGAAGUUUGACACAGGAUUGGGUGGGAAGCAAGAAUGUAAUAAGUUAGGAAGUUGAAGAAAGUGAAAAAUGGCAAAUAUUUUUUUAUCAAAUAUCUGCAGUGUUUGAUAGGUGCCUUCCACAUUGUUGGAAGACCUUGCCUUGUUUGUGGGUCAGAAAAUAAUUUUCCCCCUCAACAAAAAUGAUAUCAUUCUGUUAAAUUAUUAUCAUUCUGACUAUUAAUAACAACGAUGAUAAUGAUGAGUGUGUAAUUGACAAUUUCAUGUAACUGUUUAAAUGCUUUGGGGUCUGUUUCUUAAAAGACAUGGUCACUUUAUGGGCCAGACAGGAUGAUUUUUUUUGCCAUGUUCUAGAUCAAGAUUUUGACAGUUUUGAACUUCAAACAAUGAAGAUAUCAGGAAAUGAAAACAGAAUGACCUGGAUUUUGAGCUGAGACCUGCAAUUUCAUGUGUUUACUUAGUCAUCUUUUGUUUUGAUUACAGCACUAUGGUUUGACAGAAAUGAAUUACUACACUGUCUUGUUUGGUGUAUCGCGUGCCCUGGGUGUGCUUUCAUCAUUAGUCUGGUCUCGUGCCCUGGGUCUCCCAAUUGAACGCCCGAAGAGCAUGACAACGGAAUUGCUUAAAUCAGCUGUUGGUGCUUCAUAGGCACUCCUGAAUACUUUCAAAACAAAAUAUGGAUCUUUGCUGCUGGUCUGCUUAAAGGAAACGGAACUGCAACGAUAAAACACCCAGUGUUGUUUUUAGAAACUUUUUUUUUUUUCAAAUUUUCAUUUUCUCUUCUCUAAACUUUCUUUUGUGUGCUUCAACUGGAUAUAGUAAGUAAUUAAUAAGUAUACUACAGGAAAAAUUGUAUUGGAUAAUUCAGUGUUAUUGACACUUUGACUGCACUUUUUAUUAACAAAACAGAAUAGACUCAAGUAUUUAAGAGUGAAGUGUAGGUAGUGAUAACACAUGGAUUGAAUGAUAAAGGGAAAUCAUAUUGUACCCAUGCAGUAAUUUACCUUGAUAACAGCAUAUUCUUCUCACAAUUUAUGUCCAAAGUUCUUGAUAUGAUAAUAAUUUUGUACAAGUUACACAGAAUUUCCCAAAUAAAAACUAGCUCCUCACAAUAGUGCUUUAAUUUAUCUUCUGUCUCACAUAUAAUGGUAUCGUUAAGUGAAAAGUUGACAGGGCAGGACUAUGCAAACUUAAAGACGUUUAUAAAAAAUUGCAGGAUGCAGCAUAACAAAAUUAACUGCCGUUACCAAUCACUUUCAACACUUGAUCAAUUCAUGUUUCCCAGCAAUUGUGUAAACUUAAAAAAAGGACAGUUCAAUCUAUCAAAGUCUUUGCAUCCUUCACAACAACCAAGAAACAACACACAAUUAAAAAAAGAUGAUCAUGAAAACAACACCAAAACUUUAUUGAGGUCAAACUCUUGCCCUGUUAAACAACUGGCUUUCAACCAGCUCAAAAAAGCAAAAAAAAAGCGUACUUAAAAUUAGUGAGCAGUAUGCUUAUUACAAAUAUUAAAUAAUUAUAAAAAGACUACCUAGCUA
Pocillopora meandrina is the source of this 9352-nucleotide messenger RNA. Lineage: Eukaryota; Metazoa; Cnidaria; Anthozoa; Scleractinia; Pocilloporidae. The record is from the annotation of a GenBank genome assembly.